AUGGCUACUGCUGUACCUACCACAUCGGCUUUACCGGUACCGCAAACAUCCGGAUCAGAUUUUACAUUCGAUAUACUGUCAUUUUUCUUCGGAUCACUAGACGAUGGGGAUGAAGAAGGAAGACAUCAGAGGUGGUCGUCCUUUAUCGGGAUAGUUGUGGCGAUAUGUGGAAAUAUUCUCAUUUCGUUCGCCCUUAAUAUUCAGCGUUAUGCCCAUGUGCGGAUUGAACAGGAAGCGGAAGGCGAACGGGUUCGUAUGAGAUCCCGAAGACAUUUGUCCACGAGCACGUAUGGUUCUGUCGAAGCUCCUUAUAGAGAUGAGCCGGACUAUGUGGAUAAUUUUCAAGAUCAGGAUGGACAACAUACACAGCGAUCCCCCAAUGGCCACUAUCAACCUUAUACCGAUCAUGAAGUAAGAGGUGGAGAUUCGGAUAAUAUGGAACACUCUGUUCUUUCCGACCAUACCCUGCGACCUGAUGAUAAGAGCUCAGUACAUGGUGAUCGUGCCAGUUAUCUUCACUCUCCCUAUUGGUGGGCUGGUAUUGUCUUGAUGACCCUGGGCGAGAUGGGCAAUUUCCUUGCCUAUGGAUUUGCGCCAGCUUCCAUCGUUUCACCCUUGGGUGUUGUGGCGUUGAUUUCGAAUUGUAUUAUAGCCCCGUUCCUGCUGAAGGAGAAGUUCCGUCAACGUGAUUUGUGGGGUGUUUUAAUCGCCAUCGCUGGUGCGGUCGUGGUGGUAUUGAGUGCGGAGACAUCUGAGACUAAAAUUGGUCCUCAUGAUAUUUGGGUGAUGAUCACAAAGUGGGAAUUUGAGCUGUAUAUGGGUAUCACUGCUGCAUUGAUCAUAAUUCUCAUGUACUCAAGUGAGAAGUACGGUGGUCGCACUAUCCUGAUUGAUCUCGGCUUGGUUGGUCUAUUUGGUGGUUAUACUGCCCUUUCAACCAAAGGAGUUGCAUCGCUACUUUCGUUUACUCUAUGGCACGUUAUUACGUUUCCCAUUUCCUAUUUACUUAUCGCGGUACUCGUUAUUAGUGCCCUGAUGCAAGUGCGCUACAUCAAUCGCGCUCUACAAAGGUUCGACUCUACCCAGGUCAUACCCACCCAAUUCGUUCUCUUCACCCUUUCCGUCAUUAUUGGAAGUGCUGUACUAUACCGUGACUUUGAAUCUGCGACAUUAUCUCGGUCAUUGAAAUUUGUUGGCGGUUGCGGUUUGACGUUUCUCGGGGUGUACUUCAUCACCAGCGGUCGAGUUCGCCAUGACGAUGACAUCAGUUAUGGUGACGAAGAAGAUGAAGAAGCAGGUGUGGGUUUUCUCAAUGAAGAACGGUACCGUGAUUCAAUAGAUGAGCCUUCGCUGGAGCCAAGACCACGGCGACCGAACAACUUAGGUUUCGAUGGCUCCAGUCCCAUACGUCGAGAUUCAAUGCGAAGCGCAUUCUCCGAAAGAGAAAGCUUGAGAACACCCAAAGGUCUGCUUUCACCCGUUGGGUCUGAUCAUGAAGGCUCACUUUCAGAGAAUUCUCUUGCCCAAGAAUUAACCACACCAUCACCCCCUCUACGCUCUCAUUCUCUGACAGACAAUCCCUGGGCAUCACCAUCGCCUGCAGACACUACCCAAACUCCAUUCCAACAAGAAAGCAUUCCAGCCACUCCUCCAAGUCGUCAACCACAUAUAGAACAAACUCCUCCACUCCUUCUCCGAUUUCCAGCUGCUCCUACACAUGACGAGAAUCCCUCGUCGACCAACAUUGAAUCCCAUAAUCAGUCGCUUCAGUUACCAGGUGAUAUCAAGACACCCGCCGGUCGACGCCGCAGCACUCCACGGACACCACAGUCGAAUCAACGGAAUUCCGUAACUUUACGACUAACGCCCAGUCCACUGAUCGCACCUCUCUCUUCUACGCUUUCCGCUGUUGUAGCAGAUUCUCUCCUACGCGGUGAGGGCAAUUCUGUGAAGCAUCACCGCAGUAAAUCUGCCAAGGUCCGGAGACUAGCUGCGGCCCCGUUAAUGCACGAUGGCUUGCACAGCGACGGCCAACUUGUAGACCACGAUGCAGAUGUAAUGCCUGGUGGCCAUAAUAUUGCUUCCAGUGCUGUGACUGUGACUCCAGGGUCGUCACGUCUCAAUUCUGAUACCGAUGUACGGUCUCCAAACACCUGGCAGAACAAUGAUUCCAAAUCGAAAAACGAUGAAACUACUAUAAACCGGAUACGAAGCUUCAGCGAUUCCAUCAACGGUCACCUGGCUUGGCUUGGAGAGGCACUCCUAGGCGCAAAACGACUAUCGAAACCAAUGUUACCUACACAAGCGAAUGAAGACGGGCCAGCUUCUCAGAAUGCAGAAUCGUGAUGCUUCCAGAUUUAGUCAUGAAUUUGUACAUUUCUUUUCUUUUCCCUAUCAAGAGAUAUUUUGUCUUGCAGAUCCAUACAAGCAUUUGUUCAUAUAUAUUUAAUACCACUGUAUAAAGGCUUCCUAUUGCAUUUGUUGUGGAAUAUCCCCUUUUUCAUCAUGCAUAUUCCCCGGCUUUGGAAUUUUGUCAUUGCAUUCGUUUUAUAUACAUGUAUUCAGGCGGCUUGAAUAUAUUUGAAUGAUACACAUAU
Messenger RNA from Talaromyces stipitatus ATCC 10500, 2597 nucleotides. Its product is annotated as DUF803 domain membrane protein. The coding region runs from base 1 to 2346 and encodes 781 amino acids. NCBI's taxonomy places the organism in Eukaryota, Fungi, Ascomycota, Eurotiomycetes, Eurotiales, Trichocomaceae. Gene Ontology annotation, molecular function: magnesium ion transmembrane transporter activity. The transcript has 2 exons. Gene Ontology annotation, biological process: magnesium ion transport. The record is from RefSeq and is a predicted model, not a curated record. Gene Ontology annotation, cellular component: membrane.